Thalassophryne amazonica is the source of this 3745-nucleotide messenger RNA. It is a transcript of the gene rbm10, whose product is annotated as RNA binding motif protein 10. Gene Ontology annotation, molecular function: RNA binding. The record is from RefSeq and is a predicted model, not a curated record. Gene Ontology annotation, biological process: mRNA splicing, via spliceosome. Gene Ontology annotation, cellular component: nucleus. Lineage: Eukaryota; Metazoa; Chordata; Actinopteri; Batrachoidiformes; Batrachoididae. Bases 257 to 3088 code for a protein of 943 amino acids. The transcript is spliced from 23 exons.
AAAAUUCCGACACGACGCGUUCAAAGCAUUUUCCCCGGGCUAGAGGCCGGAAUCUCCGACCUUCUGGGGGUUCUGAACGCAGCAUUCUGGCUGUGGCCAUUUUACACUUCGUUCUCUUGAAAAUAAAGCGCUCUGCUAAGUCUUCACAGUUGAUGUUAGGAAAUUGUUGAUUACGAGUGAUAUUGAGUAAACAGCCAUUAAACCGCUGGUGUCUGAUGCUGUAAAAAAGGACAGAGACUGAGACCAGUGGAUCAGCAUGGAGUAUGAGCGGAGGGGUGGGCGAGGAGACCGCAUAGGUCGCUAUGGCAACACUCACAAUGAUCACUUAUUUCGGGACAUGGAUUACAGAGGCUACGGUCAAGAUGAUGAUGAGUCAGGAACACCAUUUGACAUUAGAGGAGAGGAAGCAAGACAGUAUGGGCAUGAUGAGCAAUCUUUAGGUGUCAGUGAGUUCCCACCGGGACAUAUCCACAAUCAUCCGGCAUUUCACCACAGAGGAGAUGGUCGAGGGGAGAUCAGACGAGAUGGGAAAGGGCGCCCUUGGCCUCCUCGCUCUCAGUCCCGGCAUGAUGUAGGCCUUCUCAUGCUCCAGAGAGAAGAGGAGGAAGCCAUGUGGGAGUUUGAGCAGUUAAGGCCUGGGCUACAUGAAAGGGGUCGGGGCAAAGGUGGAAGAGGCUUUCCUGAAAACAGUGGUCCACACAUGGGAAGCAGGGGGGGCAGUUGGGGUCGUGGUGGUCCCCGUUCUGAACAGAUGGAAUAUAGUAUGGGGAGACAGAGAGAGGAUGAUAGGUUUUCGCGUGGACCAGGAAAGCGGAGGGGUUUUCCAGGGGAGAAAGAGGACCGAAAUUGUGGGGGAGUUGGUCCAGACUUGUCUCUUGAGGAGUUGGAUCAAAGGGACCAGGACUACCGUGCGGAUCUCGACCAUAACCAGAGACCCAGUAACAUCAUCAUGCUUCGCAUGUUGCCACCUAAUGCCACUGCUAAUGAGAUCAGAGUGCAGCUUCAGGAGCAGGGUAUCCAGCCAAAAGAAGUCCGCUUAAUGAGGAACAAGUCAUCAGGUCAGAGCCGAGGAUUCGCCUUCGUCGAGUUUAAUGUCAUACAGGAGGCCACCCGCUGGAUGGAGACCAACCAGGGGGUGCUGCUGAUUAUGGGACAGAGAGUGUCUAUGCACUACAGUGACCCAAAACCGCGUGCUAAUGAAGACUGGCUGUGUAACAAGUGUGGUGUGCAAAACUUUAAAAGGAGAGAGAAGUGCUUCAAAUGCAGUGUGCCCAAGUCAGAAGCUGAAUUGAAGUUGCCUCAGUUGCAAAGGGAUUUGUCCGUUGGUCUUCAAAAGGAGGGAUCGCAAGGUUUGCUGCCCCUGCCAGCACCAUACCAUCCUUCUGGUCCUUCAGUCAACCCAGGACAAGCUACUCAGCAGGCAGAUGCUGCUAAUGAUACUCUUAUCCUUCGGAACCUUGGCCCACAUACUUCAGUGGAAGCCAUCCUGUCUGCCUUGGCUCCAUUUGCUACUCUCUCUUCUUCCAAUAUUCGUCUAAUCAAGGACAAACACACACAUCUCAACAGAGGCUUUGCCUUUCUGCAGCUCUCUACUAUAGUGGAGGCGUCUCAGCUGCUCCAGAUAUUGCAGGCUCUGCAGCCACCUCUCUCGAUUGAUGGGAAAGCUGUUGUGAUUGAAUUUGCUAAGGGCUCAAAACGUGAUGUAUUUGUGACGGAUACUAGCAAAGUUAGUGCUGCAACAGUGGCCAGCACAGCUAUAGCUGCUGCACAGUGGGCUGUUACACAGACCUCACAGAAUGGCUCAGAAGGCCGAGGCAUGGAUGCAGCAGUGUACCAGCAGGGGGCAGCAGUAACAUACAGUCAGGAAGGACCUGAAUACUCUGUGCGUGAUAACACAGCAUUCACAGCCCAAGCAGAGGCUGCAUUACCGUGCGCGGGAGCUGCUCUGAUUGGGGCAUACACAGCUGGGGCAUCUUCAGUUGCAGUUUCAUCUGAAGCAGUGACACCAGGAGGGGGUGUUGUGCAGCAGCCCAUUACUCAAACACAGACUGCUCUCGUCAACACACCAACCAUCACACCGUCCACUCGGGUUGAGAUUAUAGGAAAACCACAGCCAGCUGCUGCUAGUCAACCUGCUACCCCAGGGACUGAGCACGAACUCCAGCAAUAUCCUGUUCCAGAUGUUUCCACAUAUCAGUAUGACGAAAGCUCUGGCUUCUAUUAUGACUCACUCACAGGACUUUACUAUGACCCCAACUCUCAGUACUACUACAAUCCUCAUGCUCAGCAAUACAUGUACUGGGAUGGAGAGAAGCACAAAUACAUUCCUGCUGAUGCCAACCAAUCCACCCCAACCUCGAGUGAUAACACAGCCUCUUCAGAUUCAACUUUUGCUGCUGGUGGGAAGGAGAAAAAAGACAAACCCAAGUCUAAAACUGCUCAACAGAUUGCCAAAGAUAUGGAGCGCUGGGCCAAGAGUCUAAAUAGACACAAGGAGAACAUGCGAGCUGUCGGCUCCUCCACCUCAGUUGGCUCUACAGCACAGCCCUCUGGUUUCUCAAGGGCAUCUGGUCACACUCGCCUCGAUGAUCGCAAAGAAUCUGCUAGUGCUGAUGCAGGUUAUGCUGUACUGGAGAAAAAGGGGGCACUAUCUGAAAGACCUCAGAUUUUUUUGGACCACAUAAAGCAAAUUGCAGAGCGCUCCCCACCUCAACAGCAGGGUCUGGUCCCAGCCUACAGUGCAGAAACUGACAGUGAAGAAGAAGGAGGUGACAAAGAAGAGAAGGAAGGGAGAAUGACAGAUUGGGUUAAACUGGCCUGUCUGCUGUGCAGGAGACAGUUCCCCAGCAAAGAGGCACUCAUCAGGCACCAGCAGCUCUCUGAAUUACACAAGCAAAACCUGGAACAAAGACGAAUCCAGCUGGAAGCAGUGAGCAAAGAGAGACAUACUGAUAGACUGGAGCCUCCUGAGCCAAAGAAGAGGAUGUUGAACCCCCUUGACGGAGGAGCAGGUAGUAGUCUCGGUGCCAGGAUGUUGCAAGCAGGUGUGGAGAAGGGGCUUCUGUUGCGCAAAAUACCAGCGGAGUGAUGCUUCGCUCUCUAUCCCGACAGGACAAGGAUGAAGCCCAGCACAAACUUUACCAUUAACAUUGAAUUGAUCUCUCUCCCUAAAUAAACAUUCUUCAUUUUGGUUUUAUUAUUUAACAUACCUCAACCGUGCUAAUACACUCACAUGUCAUCCUGUAGCAGUGGAUUUCAGGAUAUUGCACAGAAUGCACCUUUAUUACCCCCACCCUUGAACAGUGCAGUCUUGAGUUGUGUUGCUUCAGAGUUUGUGUGUGACAAGCUUGAAGUGGGUGAGACUUCUCCUUUUGGAAAAUUAAAGAUUGGUAUAGAUUUUUAUGGCAGCAAAUGACUUUUUGUAAUAUCACUAUGCACCAUAGAUUUUUCUUUUUUUAAACAAGCCUUGUCAUUCAGUGAAUGAUGUGGGUAUGAGUUGUAUAUACAUUUUAGAAUGAGUGCUUUUAUACUGCAUAGAAAAGUGACAGUGGCCUCACAAACUGUAAAAGGUCACUUUAACACAGUAAGUGAAACUGUCAUACAACAGGUGUGAGGGAAAAGUUAUUGCCGUUUUUGUUCAAUGAUGUGAUUUUUGUUGAACCCGUGUAAAUUUUGUGUAACAUCAAGUAAUUUUAUAUGUGUGAAAAAGUCAGUAAAUGUUUUGACAUUUUUACUUGGAAUUUCC